Medioppia subpectinata is the source of this 1756-nucleotide messenger RNA. The record is from the annotation of a GenBank genome assembly. NCBI's taxonomy places the organism in Eukaryota, Metazoa, Arthropoda, Arachnida, Sarcoptiformes, Oppiidae.
AAAAAAUCAUUUUUUGUUUUGUUAUUAUUUUUGUCGAAAUAACAGUAAAUUUAACUUAAGUUACGUAACGAAGAGGUGAAUGAAGAAGAGGUAAAGCGAUGUCCAGCGCAUAGUGUGGUCACUCUCUGGAUGUGCUGAAGAUAUGGGCCGAAAGAGACACAUAAGUGAUGAUGAAUUGGACGCCAAUCCACACAAUGAGGAAGCGGUGGGCAGUGAUGGCCAAUAUUGGGCGGAGGCUGUGGUUGACUGGUGUGUGGACGAGAAGGGAGUUAUGAUGUAUUUAGUGAAAUGGUAUGGCUAUGGAGACGACCAGAACUCAUGGGAAGUGCAGCAACACAUCAAUGAAUGCGAAGAACUCUUGAUUGAGUUCCACUUGAAUCACAUAUUUGAAGGAUUUGGUCCAAAACAAAUCAACGAAUGCGAAGAACUGUUGAUUGAGUUUCACUUGAAUCACGUGAACGGAAGACAACCGCCGAAGUGUUCGUUCGAUGAAUUCGACAAACUUUUGAGAUAUUUGAAGGAUUUGGUCCAAAACAUCGACUUCGCGGUCGUUAAGAGGUUUACGAAGAAACCGAUCGAUUGUUUCGAAAUCAGAAACAAUGAUGAAGUGAUGGAUCAGAUCAUUGAAGUGAUUAAAACUCAAAUCGAUAUACUGUCCGAAAGGAAACAGAAUCUCAAGAUUAGGACAAACUCUGAAAGGAUUAAAGUGCGAGAAGUGGUCUUAAGAGUGGCUAAAAGUUUGCAUUUAACCGCCAAUUUUGACUCAAUUUCCGGAUUUUUGGAUUUUGUCGAUAAGAGAAAGGAUUUAGUGAAAGAACUGGAGGUUUGGGAGAAAACACAGAAUGCGAUCAUUGAGAGGGAGAGUGAGGGCCGACCCAUACGAGUGGUGAACGAUGUGGACCUCGAGAUACCUAAUCUGAAGGCAUACAUAACUAACUGUAUUCUUGACGUGCAAUUCGGCCAAAAUAUACGCUUCGAAGACGAGGAGCCGUUAGUGGGCUGUGAAUGCGACGACUGUUAUGAGUGCAAAGACGAGUGCUGUACGGCUGUCGUGGGCUUCCCUAUGGUGUACAACAGGAAGGGUGUGCUCAACCAUCACUUCAAUACAGUUAUCUACGAGUGCAACGCGAAGUGCAAAUGCGGUGACAACUGUCCCAACAGACAGAUACAAAAGGGACGACAGUUUGAUUUGGAGAUAUUCCGAUCGGACAGUAAGUCUCGCGGUUGGGGCGUAAGGGCGGGUCAGGACAUACCGAAGGGUGCGUUCAUUACUCAUUACGUCGGAGAAGUGAUCUCAGUAUUAGAGGCCGAUAAGAGGCCGACGACAUACCUCUUCGACUUAAGCGCACACUUGGACUCGAGUGACGCCGAGUAUACAUACGUUGUGGACGCAUCUCAAUACGGAAAUAUCACGCGUUUUGUCAACCAUUCGUGUGAUCCCAACUGUCGUAUACUCUUCGCGUGGACUAAAGGGUUGGUAAAUCGAUUCCUGCCGACGGUCGCACUCUUCGCCACUAAACACAUCCCAUCGCAUGAAGAACUCACUUACGACUACUCCAUCGAUUCAGUGGAACACCACUCCAAAGGACUGCCCGAUUCUCCGAUUCUUAAACUAUAUGUCGGCCAAACAUCCGGUCCGUCAACCUCUCGACAAAGUAGGGGUCAGUCCGGCGGUCGUCUCAAAAGGAAUGCCGUUUUCCGUGAGGUUGACUGCGAGUGCGGAGCAUAUAAUUGCCAAAAGUUUAUGUAUUCGUGA